AUGGUUACGCGCCCUAACUCUUGUAUCUGCUCUUGGUUCCUCAAAUUCCCUCUGUACCAGCUCUCUCUGCCAUUCUCUCCCAACCACCUAUCGCGUUUUCUCCCAACACCCAGCCAUCGACUCUACCUUUUACCCCCAGUCGCCCCUCCCUCCUACCCCCCGUCGCCAUUCCCCCCCAUCCCGCCGUCACCUCUCCCUCCCAUCCCGCCAUCUCUCACCCCGCCGUCGCCUCUCACUCUCAACCCCCUGUCGCCUCUCCCUCACACCCCGCCAUCGCCCACUCCCUCCCACCCCACCGUCGCGACUCCCUCCCAUCCUGCCGCCGCCUCUUCUCCCAUACCGCCGUCGCCUCUCCCUCCAUCCCGUCGUCGCCCCGCCUCCAUCCCGCCGUCGCCUCCCCUCCAUCCCGCCGUCGCCUCUCCCUCCUCCCCGUCGUCGCCUCUUCCUCCUCCCCGUCGUCGCCUCUUCCUCCUCCCCGCCGUCGCCUCUUCCUCCUCCCCGCCGUCGCCUCUUCCUCCUCCCCGCCGUCGCCUCUCCCUCCGCCCCGCCGUCGCCUCUCCCUCCUCCCCCGCCGUCGCUCUCCCUCCGCCCCGCCGUCGCCUCUCCCUCCUCCCCGCCUUCGCCUCUCCCUCCGCCCCGCCGUCGCCUCUCCCUCCGCCCCGCCGUCGCCUCUCCCUCCUCCCCCGCCGUCGCCUCUCCCUCCGCCCCGCCGUCGCCUCUCCCUCCGCCCCGCCGUCGCCUCUCCCUCCUCCCCGCCGUCGCCUCUCCCUCCUCCCCGCCGUCGUCUCCGGCGACAGGGGAGAGACGGAGCGCGAGGGAGAGCGUGUGCACGGGAGCGAGCGCGCAGGAGAGAGCGCGUGA
Messenger RNA from Closterium sp. Naga37s-1, 861 nucleotides. NCBI's taxonomy places the organism in Eukaryota, Viridiplantae, Streptophyta, Zygnematophyceae, Desmidiales, Closteriaceae. The record is from the annotation of a GenBank genome assembly.